ACCCCAAUCCAUCUACAUUUUUUUCCCUGAAUUUCCCGUUUGCUUGUUCAUCUCUCUCUUUGAUUUCUUUGUUGUAAUUCCACCAUGUCUGUCAUCGGAGAGGCUGCUUUUUCUGCAUUUUUAGAGCUGUUGUUUGGCAAGUUGGUUGACUCUGUACUCAACUUUGUGGUCGAUCACAGGCAAGUCCACCAGCAACUAAAGCUGUGGCAAUCCAUAUUACCCGAGAUCAAAGCUGUGUUGAACCAUGCAAAGGAGAAGCAGAUCAAGGAUGAGGACGAGGGUGUGAAGAAUUGGUUGGACGAUCUCCAAGACUUAGCUUACAAUGUGGAUGACAUCUUGAACGAGUUCGCUUACCAGCAGUUACGUCUCAAGCUCCAAAAACUCAAGCUCAAGCCUGCACUAGUAAGCUUCAUCGCUCAAAACAAUUUUCUGGGUAAAUUUGGUUUUCUCUCUUCUCUCUCUUCUUGAUUCCUUUUCCAUUUCUUCAUUUGCCUUGCAUUUCAGUUUGAGUACUCAAAGAUUUCUCAUGCCUCAGAUUUCCUCAUUUCUUUCCUAAGGUCACAAGUUUUUCACUAAUUUAUAUCUUUUCAUUUACAAACUCUGCAACUUUUAAGUGCCAAAAUGCCUAGAUCAAGUAGGGGCUCAAAAGUGCCACAAAGGCAAUCUCCUCGAGGAUCAAGUUCUGAUUCAUAUCCUCUGCGUCAUCGAGCAAUUACCGAUAGUAGUAGUCCCAAGCUCAGAGAAUGCCGUUCCCGAAGUGGUACUCCCCAAUCAGGUCCACUAAAUCAGAAGAAACUUGGCACUCGCAUUGCAGAUUUAGAAACUCAACUAGGGCAUGCACAGCAAGAGCUGAAGAUUUUGAAGCACCAGUUGGAUUCGGCAGAAGCUGCAAAGAAAGAAGCUCAAGAACAAUUGGAAAAGAAGACCAAGAAGCCAAAAGCUCCCCAAAAAACUCAUGAUUCUAAGAAAACACACAGCUGCAGCCUCAGAGAUGAAUUUCCCGAAGAUAAUCGACGAGAAACGGAUGUCUUUGAAGUCCCAAUGGAAAAAGUAGCAAUGGAACCUAAGCUGGAAGUUGACACAACAGAUGCAAUAGAAACCUCAAUUGAUCCAACAACAGCAUUGGAGCCAGAGAAACCACCUUCGAAUGACUUGGCUUUGAAAGAUGAUGAGAUCAAUGUGCUAAAAUCCAAGCUAGCGGAGAAAGAAAAUGAGGUUAUUGCGUAUGCUCAAGAAAAUGAGGACCUGAAAAACCAGUUGAAUGAAGUGACAACAAAUAUAUCAACUGCUAAAGCCAAGAAAGCAGAAAUGAGCUUAAGUUUGAGACUAGUUAAACAAGAGCUAGAAGCAAGUAAAAAAUUGGCAGCUCAAUUGACGGAAAAACUCCGAUCCGUGGAAGGGCGAAGGGAAGCACUGGAAGAAGAGAUGAAGAAGCUAAGGGUACAAACAGAACAAUGGAGAAAAGCAGCAGAUGCUGCUACAGCUAUUCUUUGUGGAGGUGAGGAAACAAAUGGGAGGCUCUCCAACAGAUGUAGCUCUAUGGAUAAUAUUCAUUUCGGUGGUGUGUACACAGGUUAUGUUGGAUCACUUGGCUUGGAUGAUGAUGAUGGUGAUGGUGAUGGUUUCCGAACUGAAAAACGAAAGGGCUCCGGGAUCAAAAUGUUUGGAGACUUGUGGAAAAAGAAAGGUCAGAAAUGAAAGUGAGUCUCUGUGAUAUUCAGGGAAUGGUAUUUUUAGCUGUUCAUGUAUAAUAGCUGAGGUCAAAUGUUUGAAUUGUUGGCCAUCUGAUCCUUAGUAGGUAGUAUGGUUCUACAGUGUUAUGUUUAAACCAUUAAUAAGGUGUAGUGUUAUUUAUAUGAUUAGGUAUGGGUUCAUAUGUAAUGCGGCCAUUCCUUUAAGCCAUGUGCAAAAAGCAAGGGUUGCCCAUUCCUUGAAACCCUGUGUAGAAAACUAGGGUCUGGGGCUGAACAAAAAUGAAAAGAAAUUGAUGACAACAAAAUUGGUUCCAAUAGUAGUAUUGGUUGGAUUUA
Messenger RNA from Gossypium raimondii (Peruvian cotton), 2030 nucleotides. RefSeq names its product interactor of constitutive active ROPs 4. The record is from RefSeq and is a predicted model, not a curated record. The transcript is spliced from 4 exons. Bases 622 to 1698 code for a protein of 358 amino acids. NCBI's taxonomy places the organism in Eukaryota, Viridiplantae, Streptophyta, Magnoliopsida, Malvales, Malvaceae.